Molecule: messenger RNA, 700 nt
Organism: Dentiscutata heterogama
Lineage: Eukaryota; Fungi; Glomeromycota; Glomeromycetes; Diversisporales; Gigasporaceae
Source: the annotation of a GenBank genome assembly
AUAUACCCAUUUAUAUCGUGGAGGAUCAAUUCAAUUUAUCUCUCUCAACCAAGUAAAAGGUGCAGCACGUUAUAGUGGAGGUUGGAACAGGGGAGGCCCUUAUAUAGUCUAUUUUUGUUCACAAUUUAACAUCAACGCCACGGAGUUUAAGACCUGGCGGAGUACUGAAUAUUUUCGAUCUAAAGAUUCAGAAAACUUUGAUGGAACUCAAUUUGGUGGCGUUGAUGGAGUUAUUUUAACGUUUAAUACUACUAGAAAUUCGGUAAUCAUAUCAAAAGUUGGAAUUUCAUUUAUUUCGGUUGAUCAAGCUUGUAGUAAUGCUGAAAAUGAGAUAUCGGAUUGGGAUUUUGAAAAGACUAAGCAAGAAGCCGUAAAGGCUUGGCAAACGGAGUUGGAAAAAAUAUAUGUUGAGGGUGGUUCUGAUGAGUUAAAAACUAUUUUUUACAGUGGCUUAUACAGAACAAUGAUUAUGCCUAGUGACAGAACGACAAACCCAUUAUUCACGCUUUUCCAACAAGAACGAGCCGUAGACAUUGUUAGAUCAUUGAUUGAUAUGUAUGAAAAUGAAGGAUAUAUGCCUGAUGGAAGAAGUGGAUUAUCGAAUGGGAUUACGCAAGGUGGAUCUAAUGCUGAUAUGGUUGUGGCGGAAACUUAUUUAAAAAAAUUAGGUACUAAUGUAAUUGAUUGGGAUCUCAAUUGA